Pogona vitticeps (central bearded dragon) is the source of this 1325-nucleotide messenger RNA. The record is from RefSeq and is a predicted model, not a curated record. Lineage: Eukaryota; Metazoa; Chordata; Lepidosauria; Squamata; Agamidae.
AAUACGCGUAAAUUAAGUAGUCUGAGGUCAUGUUCGUGCCAUGAAAGAGCGUAAUUCUACAUAGAAAAUAGACUGAGAUGGUUGGAAAAGAAGAAACACUCCCUCCCAACAUGGCCCUUAACAUGCUAAAAUUCUCCUCUGUUGAUACACCCUUUGACUCCUUUUCUCUGUGAGAGACCAGGACCCAGUUAAAGGCUUCCUUCAACUUCACUGUGGGAGUCUCUGUCUUCUCCUCAGUGCCUGAUUGGAGUGGACUCCUUGUGGCAGAAGGAAGGCCAGUGGGCGUUAUCACCUGGUAAUGAUGGCACUAAACUCUCUCUUUCUGUUUCUCUUUUUCUCCCCAAGGAUGUUGGAAGCAUCCUGCAGAGGAGUGACGAAAAAGUUACGUUUCAGAAUACAGUUGUCUUUCUUCCGGAAGUGAAGUGGAAGAUUUGGGAUUUUUGUGAUAUAAAUCCUUUUCUAGUAGCCAUCAUGGACCAGUUCAAAGAUGCUCUGGUACAUGGACUUCGGCUGCAGAAAGCAAAUGUAACCCUGGAUCCAGACACGGCUCAUCUGCAGCUUAUUGUUUCUGAAGAUCGUAAAAGUGUCACAUGUGGAUCCAAAAGUCAAGAUCUGCCUGACAACCCUAAGAGAUUUGCCAAACAUGUUAUAGUGCUGGGACAGGAAAGAUUCACAGCAGGCAGACAUUUCUGGGACAUUGUUGUGGGAAGUGAGGAACAAUGGCUGGUAGGGGUCACCCGAGAGUCAGUGGAGAGAAAGGAUCCUGUUGUCUGGAGUCCGAAGGGAGGUAUCUUGGCUGUAGGGAAGUGGGGAGGUGAAUACAGCUCUACCAGCCAUCCUACGUUCACUUGCUUGUCUCCAAGUGAUGACCUCAAAAGAAUCCGAGUGUCUCUGAAUUGUGCAGCUGGGAGGGUUGCUUUCUACAAUGCUGACACAGCAGACCAUCUGUACACCUUCUCUGAAGCCUCAUUUGUGGGAGAGACCUUUCUGCCCCUCUUUGAUGUCUUCAGAAAGGGCCAUGUCAGAAUCUCCCCUUAAGGCAGCUGAGUAAACUGAUGUCCCAUGGUGUUUUCUUCACCCCAAGAAGAUUAAUGUAGAAAUCAAAGAUCGAUUGGUCACAAGACUUUUUUUCUCUCUCUUUGGCUACAAACUCUCAAGAAGGCUUCUGGUCACAGGCUGUAAAAUCACUCAUUCAGAGGGCCACACUUAUUUUUCUCUUGCCACCACUGGUUCUGAAUUGGAAGGUUUUCAAUGAAUAAACUUCUCUUUACACUCCCUCUUUAGCUGAGCUAUGGCCAAGCAGCCAACAGAGUUACUUCCUUACU